This is a messenger RNA of Thalassophryne amazonica, 4722 nucleotides long. RefSeq names its product NACHT, LRR and PYD domains-containing protein 3-like. The transcript has 16 exons. Gene Ontology annotation, molecular function: protein binding. The record is from RefSeq and is a predicted model, not a curated record. Bases 279 to 4295 code for a protein of 1338 amino acids. Lineage: Eukaryota; Metazoa; Chordata; Actinopteri; Batrachoidiformes; Batrachoididae.
CGGUGUGACUCUGACUCUGAACACCAGGGGGCAGCACUGCACCGUUUGUCUCAUUUCCGGGUUGGAGAGUCGGAGACGGAUCUCAGAGUUCGACGGAAUUCUUUCUCUUGUCUUUUGGACUGCCAUCUUCGUCCGUUUGUCUCUGCUGUCGGCCGCUGGUCAUCAGUCUGCAGGCUGAUAUCCACAAUUACUGACAGACAGCAUAAAACAUUUCCUGGACCACAAGAAUCCAACCUCAGAAGACCCACCGCAGAGUUCUGAGAGGGAAAACAAAAACCAUGAAGAGGAGGAGGAGGAGGGAGUCUCCCUCAGAGUCUGAAGGACAUGAAGACACCAAGAAGGUGACGAAGGGUCGUGGUGAAGACACAGAGGAGGGACCCUCGAUCCAGACCAGAACUCAGAGGUCACAGUGGGGCCGAGCACGUGGACCUGAACCUAGCUACGUGUCCAUGAAGAGUGACAGUUCAAAAGACGUUUGGACUGAGUUUAAAUGGAGCGUCCAUCAGAGUCCAGACCCGUCUGGACCUGGAUCCAGCUGUGUGUCCCUGAACAGUGACUGGUCCGUGAAGAGACCUCCUCCUUUUAAAGGACAGCGUCCCUCUCCCUCAGUGAAGCAGCAGAGCUCAGAGGUUCUCAGGGUUCCAUCUGCUCAGCAGCAUCAAAGAUGCCUGAACCACAUGUUUACGAACAUUGAGGAGAACAUGGGGAUGUUUAUGAAAGAUGAGCUGAAGAUGAUUCAGAAGUUUCUCCUGACAAAUGAUGCAGAAUACUUGGAGAGUCAGAGUGAGGAUGAGGAGCAGAGGAGCAUCCGACUGGUUUUCCUGGACCUCACAGUCGCCUUCAUGAGGAGAAUGAAUUAUAAUGAGCUGGCUGACUGUCUGCAGAGCAGAACUCGUGCUGAAGUUUGUCACCAUAAAUUCAAAUCUAAGAUGAAGCAGAAAUUUGAGUGUGUGUUUGAGGGGAUCUCUAAAGCAGGAAAGAUGACUCUUCUGAAGGAGAUCUACACAGAGCUCUACAUCACAGAGGGUGGGGCUUCAGAAGUCAACCAGGAACAUGAGGUCAGGCAGAUUGAAGCAGCAUCCAGGAAAACAAACACACCACAAAGAAUCAUUACAUGUGAAGACAUCUUUAAAGCCUCAGCUGACACUCAGCCACCAAUCAGAACAGUGCUGACAAAGGGCGUGGCCGGCAUCGGGAAAACAGUCUUAACACAGAAGUGGACUCUGGACUGGGCUGAAGGACGAACCAACCAGGACUUCCACUUCAUAUUUCCGUUCACUUUCAGAGAGCUGAAUGUGCUGAAAGAGAAGAAAUUCAGCAUGGUGGAACUUGUUCAUUACUUCUUUCCUGAAACCAAAGAAGCAGGAAUCUGCAGCUUCCAGCACUUCCAGGUCUUGAUCAUCUUGGAUGGUCUGGAUGAGUGUCGCCUCCCUCUGGACUUCCACAGCAGUGACAUCCUGACUGAUAUCACAGAGUCGAGCUCAGUGGAUGUGCUGCUGACAAACCUCAUCAGGAGGAACCUGUUUCCCUCUGUUCGCCUCUGGAUCACCACACGACCUGCAGCAGCCAAUCAGAUCCCUCCUGAGUGUGUAGACAUGGUGACAGAGGUCAGAGGCUUCACUGACCCUCAGAAGGAGGAGUACUUCAGGAAGAGAUUCAGAGAUGAGAAGCAGUCCAGAAGAAUCAUCUCCCACGUGAAGACAUCACGAAGCCUCCACAUCAUGUGUCACAUCCCAGUCUUCUGCUGGAUCACUGCUACAGUUCUGGAAGGCAACUUGGACACCAGAGACACACCAGAGCUGCCAGAGACCCUGACUGAGAUGUACAUCUACUUUCUGGUGGUUCAGUGCAAAGUGAAGAAGGUCAAGUAUGAUGGAGGAGCUGAGACAGAUCCACUGUGGAAUCCAGAGAACAGGGAGGUGAUUGUGUCUCUGGGAAAACUGGCUUUUGAGCAGCUGCAGAAAGGGAACCUGAUCUUCUAUGAAGAGGACCUGACAGAAUGUGGCAUCGAUAUCAGAGCAGCCUCAGUGUACUCAGGAGUCUUCACACAGAUCUUUAAAGAGGAGAGAGGACUCUACCAGAAAAAGGUCUUCUGCUUCAUCCAUCUGAGUGUUCAGGAGUUUCUGGCUGCUCUUUAUGUCCAUCUGACCUUCAUCCAGUCUGGAGUCAGUCAGUUGUACAAAGAACAAACAACAUCCAGAAGGUCUGAGAGAUCUGAAGAUAAACCUAAACUAACAUGUCUCCAUCAGAGUGCUGUGGAUGAGGCCUUACAGAGUCCAAAUGGACACCUGGACUUAUUCCUGCGCUUCCUUCUGGGUCUUUCCCUGCAGACCAAUCAGACUCUCCUACGAGGCCUGAUGACACAGACAGACAGAAUCUCAGAGACCAAUCAGAAAACAGUCAAGUACAUCAAGGAGAAGCUUGAUGAGAAACUGUCUGCAGAGAGAAACAUCAAUCUGAUCCACUGUCUGAAUGAACUGAAGGAUCGUUCUCUACUAGAUCAGAUCCAACAGCUCCUGAACUCUGGAAGUCUCUCUGGAGGUGUUCUGUCUGGUUCUGAUUUAUCAGCUCUGGCCUUCAUCUUAUUGUCCUCAGAUCAACAUCUGGACGUGUUUGACCUGAAAAAAUAUGAACCUUCACAUGAGGCUCUUCUGCUGCUGCUGCCAGUGAUCAAAGAAUCUAAAAAAGUUUUGUUAUCUGUCUGUGAUCUGUCAGACAGAAGCUGUGAAGUUGUGUCUUCAGUUCUCAGCUCUCAGUUCUCCAGUCUGACAGAACUGGACCUGAGUCAGAACCAGCUGCAGGAUUCAGGAGUGAAGCUGCUAUCUGCUGGACUGGAGAGUCCACACUGUCACCUGGAGACUCUCGGGCUGAGUUUGUGUGAUCUGUCAGAGAGAAGCUGUGAAGUUCUGAGUUCAGUUCUCAGCUCUCAGUCCUCCAGUCUGAGAGAACUGGACCUGAGUAACAACGAUCUGCAGGAUUCAGGAGUGAAGCUGCUGUCUCCUGGACUGGAGAGUCCACACUGUCACCUGGAGACUCUCAGGUUAUCUGGCUGUAAUCUGUCAGAGAGAAGCUAUGAAGUUCUUUCUUCAGUUCUCAGCUCUCAGUCCUCCAGUCUGACAGAACUGGACCUGAGUCACAACCGGCUGCAGGAUUCAGGAGAGAAGCUGCUGUCUGCUGGACUGGAGAGUCCACACUAUCACCUGGAGACUUUCAGGUUAUCUGGCUGUAAUCUGUCAGAGAGAAGCUGUGAAGUUCUGUCUUCAGUUCUCAGCUCUCAGUCCUCCAGUCUGACAGAACUGGACCUGAGUCAGAACUGGCUGCAGGAUUCAGGAGUGAAGCUGCUGUCUGCUGGACUGGAGAGUCCACACUAUCACCUGGAGACUCUCAGGCUGAGUUUGUGUGAUCUGACAGACAGAAGCUGUGAAGUUCUGAGCUCAGUUCUCAGCUGUCAGUCCUCCAGUCUGAGAGAACUGGACCUGAGUAACAAUGAUCUGCAGGAUUCAGGAGUGAAGCUGCUGUCUGCUGGACUGGAGAGUCCACACUGUCACCUGGAGACUCUCAGGCUGUCAGGCUGUCUGAUCACGCAUGAAGGCUGUGCUUCUCUGGCCUCAGCUCUGACCUUCAGCGCCUCCCAUCUCAGAGAGCUGGACCUGAGCUACAACCAUCCAGGAGACUCAGUCAAGCUGCUGGAUCCACUCCAGACUCUGGACUCUCUCAGGGUGGAUCUUGGUGGAGUCCGAUGGCUGAGACCAGGUCUGAGGAAGUAUUUCUCUGAACUCUCUCUGGAUCCAAACUCAGCAAACAGAAAACUCAAACUGUCCAAAAACAACACAAAGGUGGAAUAUGUGGAUGAGGUUCAAUCAUAUCCUCAUCAUCCAGACAGAUUUGACCUUUGGCCUCAGGUCCUGUCUUCAACUGGUCUGACUGGUCGCUGUUACUGGGAGGUCGAGUGGAGACAACGCGUUGAAAUAUCAGUGACUUACAGAAGAAUCAGAAGGAAAGGAGACAGUGUGGACUGUGAGUUUGGAGCUAAUGUUCAGUCCUGGACUCUAAUCUGCUCUGAUGAUCGUUACUCUGUCCUUCACAAUAACAGAGUAACGUUUCUUCCUCGCUCCCCUUCAUCCUCUCACAGAGUCUCAGUGUUUGUGGACUGUCCUGCUGGCACUCUGUCCUUCUAUGAAGUCUCCUCUGACUCUCUGAUACACAUCUACACCUUCUGCUGCACAUUAACUGAACCUCUGUGUGCUGGGUUCUGGUCUGGUUCUGGUUCCUCAGUGUCUCUGUGUGGACUGUAGGACGGAGAGUCUCCUCCUGUGGACAGAAACACUCGAUCAUGAAUGUUUGGACAGUAAAUGUCCAGCUGGUUUGUCUUUGAUGUCUCAGUGGUUGUAAACUAACAUGAUUUUUGGCGCCCCCUUCUGGGUGACGUAUGAUCCAGAGUCUGGAUUCCAGACACUGGUGUGUUUUUGGUUCUGUGUCAGCGACAUUGUGCCUUUAAAACGUACAACUAGCCUGUGCAGUGUUACAGCACAGUCCAGACCGACAUCUGGACAUCGGCAGAGCCCACACGGUGCCAAAACCCAGCUUGCUGGACUUGGACUUCUUCAAACAACUGAACUGAGUUAAUUCCAGUCAACAAGAGACGGCAGCUCUGGAUACACGUGAGCGACGGAGCUAUUCACGGAACGUCUGAAGACGAGGAGAGAGAAGAGAGGUGAGCUA